Molecule: messenger RNA, 1178 nt
Organism: Leptinotarsa decemlineata (Colorado potato beetle)
Lineage: Eukaryota; Metazoa; Arthropoda; Insecta; Coleoptera; Chrysomelidae
Product: retinol dehydrogenase 12
Source: RefSeq, a predicted model, not a curated record
UGACCAUGAUUUAAUUUUAUCACCUAUUCGAGUCCCACCGUUCAAUCAGUUGAGAUAUCGAACCAGUGUUCAACUAAGAUUAUGUUUGUUCUUUGUGCAGCAUCUUAUGUUUUACUCUUCCUGGUUUUCCUGAAAAUUGUUUCGAAACUGACCCGUGCUCGAUGUAAAAGUAAAGUGUGUCUGGUGGGAAAGGUCGCUUUGGUCACCGGAGGAAGUUCAGGAAUUGGUUAUGAGAUAGUUUUGAAACUUGCAUCACGAGGAUGUAAAGUAAUAGUAGCUGAUAAGGUAAUAGACGAAGAUAUAAAAGUAAAAGUCGAAAAAGAAACCAACAAUCCAAAUAUAAUUUUCGAAUAUGUUGAUUUAGCUUCAUUCAAGUCUGUGAGAAAGUUGACAGAAAAAAUAAAUAGAUCUGAGGAAAAACUGGAUAUUCUGAUCAACAAUGCCGGGAUACCAAGAAGUUCUGAAAUACCAACUGAAGAUGGAUUCAACCCUACCAUGCAGAUCAAUUAUUACAGCCAUUUCUUACUCACCCACCUAUUGGUUGGUCUUUUGAAGAAAUCUCCUGCAGCAAGAAUAAUUUUCACCAGUUCCGCAAAUGCUUACUUUCACCGCAUUUCACCAGAAAAUAUUGGACCCCUUGAAAUAAAGGAGGAAAAAAUCCCUUUGUUCAACUAUAUGAAUUCCAAGUUUUGCCUAGUCAUUGCCUCUGAUAUUUUUGCCGACUUACUCAAAAAAUACAAUAUAACUUCCAAUGCCUUUCAUCCUGGCGUAGUUCGAACUGAUAUUGUGAAAAAAUAUUAUCAACAGAAUUUGACUUGGUGGGAGCGAAUUUCCAUGCCUCUGAUCACACUUCUCUAUUUAUCAAUUGGAAAGAGUCCGGAAGAUGGAGCCGAAAUUGCGAUCCACAUUGCUACUUCGAAUAAGAUGGAACUUAUUACUGGGAAGUUUUUCAUUGCCACAGUUCCUUUCAUCAAACCUAGAGGCACUUUCAACAACGAAUUGCGUGACGAGAUUUGGAGAUUAUCUGAAAACAUUGUGAAACUCACGCCUGCUGAAAAGUUGAAAAGUGUCGGUGUCAAAUGAUUUAAUCAGUUUUCAAUUCAUUCUGUUACAUGUGAAGGAAAAGUUAGGGUUUGUUAAGGUCAUUGUACCAAUAAACAUCUAGAUUUUCUAUUCGA